AUGGCCACCUCAACUUACACGGUCACUCAAGCUGAGUUGAGCAAUGCCGAUCAAGGCAUCGAGCUCCGAACGUUUGCUCCUCCUCGGCACUCUCCUGAGAGAAAACUUGGCACUUCAGAGAUCGAAGAGCAGAGACGAGAUUUUGAUGCAUCCAUUCGAGCUGUUGAGGUCAGACAAAAAUGGAAUUCUCCUGGUGGGAACAAGUGGAGAGUGUUCGCGACGUUCUGGUCGUUUUUCAUUGUUGGGAUGAACGACGGUUCCUAUGGUGCCUUGAUCCCACAUCUGGAAACAUAUUACGAUCUCAACUAUACUAUUGUUUCUCUCAUCUUCCUGUCUCCAUUCGCAGGCUACUCGCUAGCGUCAACUCUCAACAACCUCAUCCACGUCCGAUUUGGACAACGGGGCGUUGCUUUCGUAGGGCCAUUGUGUCAUCUGAUCACUUACAUCGUGGUUGCCAUCCAUCCGCCAUACCCUGUCCUAGUGGUGAUGUUCGUCUUCGUCGGAUUCGGCAAUGGACUCAUCGAUGCGGCUUGGUGUGCCUGGCUGGGCAAUAUGGCGAAUGCGAAUGAAGUUCAGGGCUUCCUUCAAGCUUCGUACUCGUUGGGGGCGACAAUAGCGCCGCUCAUCGCUACGGCUUUGAUCGAACAGACUAGCCUGGCAUGGUAUGGGUUCUACUAUAUCAUGAUCACCGGAUCUGCAGUCGAACUCGCUACGUCUUCUUUCACAUUCCGGAAACAGACAGGAGCGGUAUACGAGGCCGAAAACCCACGAGAUCCAGACUCCAAAACCGGUCGGACCCGAGAAGCGCUCAAGUCGAAAAUAACCUGGCUCUUCUGCCUCUUCAUCUUUGGAUACGUCGGCGCAGAAGUCUCCCUGGGCGGCUGGAUCAUAACCUUCAUGUCCAAAGUUCGCAACGCGACGCCCUUUGCGUCUUCGGCAACCUCUACAGCAUUUUGGGGAGGCAUGACCCUCGGCCGUCUCUUCCUCCCCCUCCUCACAUCUCGCCUGGGCGAAUACCCCUCCGUAAUCGCAUACCUAGCUCUUUCCUUCGCCCUCGAACUCAUCUUCUGGCUCGUCCCCUCGCUCGUCGUCUCCGCCGUGGCCGUCGCUCUCCUUGGCGUCUUUAUGAGCCCUAUGUUCCCUACCGCCAUCGUGAUGGUAACGAAGCUGCUGCCCAAGGACCUACACGUGGGAUGCAUUGGGUUCGGGACUGCGUUUGGGGGGAGUGGAGGCGCCAUAUUUCCCUUUAUCGUAGGAGCUAUCGCCCAGAGUAGGGGGGUGAAGACGCUGCAGCCGGUGAUUCUGGCGCUGUUGGUUGCCAUGACUGUUCUGUGGGCGCUGUUACCCAGGCCGAGGGGAAAGGGUCAUGAGAAGGCUAGAGAUGGAGAAUCAACGCCGACGGCACUUAGGGGAGAGACCAUGUGA
Messenger RNA from Drepanopeziza brunnea f. sp. 'multigermtubi' MB_m1, 1425 nucleotides. RefSeq lists its product as uncharacterized. Gene Ontology annotation, cellular component: membrane. Lineage: Eukaryota; Fungi; Ascomycota; Leotiomycetes; Helotiales; Drepanopezizaceae. Gene Ontology annotation, biological process: transmembrane transport. The record is from RefSeq and is a predicted model, not a curated record. Gene Ontology annotation, molecular function: transmembrane transporter activity.